Messenger RNA from Paramecium tetraurelia, 597 nucleotides. RefSeq lists its product as uncharacterized. The record is from RefSeq and is a predicted model, not a curated record. The transcript is spliced from 3 exons. NCBI's taxonomy places the organism in Eukaryota, Ciliophora, Oligohymenophorea, Peniculida, Parameciidae.
AUGCAAAAUAGUUAGUGUAAGAGUUUCAUCCUAAUGAAAUUGAAACUAUUACGAAAACUUUAUAAAUUGAAAAAAAUUUGGUUCAUAUAAUCAAAUUGCCAGCCAAAUAGAAACAAAAUGCAGUUCUAAAAUAUUUUUUAUUUGGACAAGGGAUUAUCUAACAUUAGCAGCUCUAUUAUUGUUGUUAGCUUUAAAAUUUUUGGGUGCAUCGAUGGAUUACUAUUCUAUAAUUAAGGCACUGACAGUGUAUUAAAAUUAAAUGAAUAAAUUCAGUUGUUGAUUGAAUAGCAAAGGUUCAAUGUGGAUGAUCUAAAGGAAUAAUUGAUUUUGCAUUAUUAAAAUAAUGAUGAAUUUUUGUGGGAUAAAAUUUUCAAUAGAAAUUAUGCAUUUAAUAAAUAGGAAAUUAUUGAGAUUAAGAAUUAAAUUGAAAAUGUCUAAAUAAGUGAUUUCCAUGGGAUACUUCAGUCAGAAACGCUGAGUAUAUUUGGGGUAGCAGAGAGUUCCAAAAUUCCUAAUUUGCCAUCAGGCUAACAUGAUUACUCAAAGGAAAAGGAGAAGUCAUAUUUUGAAUGUGCCUAUUAAUAUUAGUCUUAAUGA